GGAACAUGAGCAAAUGUUUACAGCUUAUCAUUAUCUAAAACAUAUACUUUUGUUUAAUUUGCGCAACCAUACGUGUGUUUGUGGUAUUAUAUGAAAACAAUCAGUUUAUGCUGCACUAAGCCUUAUUUAUCAAUCUCUCCCUCUUCUUCUCCAGAAAAUGAAGUUGAUGUGGAAACCCUUCCCCUUCUAAGUGAAAGUAUAAUCACAUCCUUCAUACCCAAGAUUGGACCUCGAUUGAAGUUUCUCGCUGGGUGGCGUGCAGAGGUAGGCCCUAGAUGUGGCACAAUAUCUCACUAUGGAUAGUUACAGAUGCUUUCAGUGUCUUGAUUUAAUUAGGGGGGAUAUUUCUUGCCUAUUCCAUCAUUUAAAAUACACACAUACAACAACCAGGGGGAAAAAUGUAAGUAUAACAUGCAUGCAAGGGGCAUGUAGACUAACAUUUCGUACAUUAUCGGGAUAUAGAAAACAUCUCAUUUCAAAGCACGCUGCACGGAUAAAGACGUCAAGCACAACUACAAAAGCAGUUCCAGAUCACCAAAGUGAAACCUGUUAUGAAGGAUCUGUUCUAGGAAAGAAUAACAACACUGAAGGGAAUUUGGAACAACUGCACCAGGAAAAGGCAUUGUUUGUUGGAGAAAGCAGUGAGCAGGAAGAUGUCUCUUUUGAAACGCAAACAGAGAGACUACCUGAUAUUGCAGCAAAGUUUGUAGCAGAACUCAGGGCAAGGACUAAUGUGCCUGCUUCACACACCAACAAGGUCAUUCAAACCGCACAAGAUUUGGUUAUUUCUGUGUUACAAACUGUGCAACAGGAUGUGAUGGAUAUCUUAAGUGAGCCACAAUAUGCAGCUAACAGUGAGCUGAGAUCUGAUAUACAAGAUGUAUUCGAGAAUUCAAAGAAUCCAUUUUCAGAGCUCAUGUCAGAUACUCAACAGAAAAAAUAUUUCUCUGAGAAAGGUGAUUUCAUUCAGCCUUGUGAGGUGUUGUUGGGAACUUGCUUAAAACCAAAAAUUGAUCAAAAGACAGGUGAUCCACUGCAAAGCACACAAAAAGAAACCUUUCAAUAUAUACCACUAGCUGACACUAUUAAACAAUACUUAGAGCGACCAGGAGUAAUGAACGCCAUACUGUCUCAAAAAGGAUCAAAAGAUAAUGAUGUUUUGUAUUCAUUCAAAGAUGGUCACUAUUAUAAAAGGCAGGAAGCUACUGCUAGACAAGACUGUGAAUUCUUAGUGCCUCUGUUGUUGUACAAUGAUGAGUUUGAGACAGCCAAUCCGCUUGGGUCAAAACGCGGCAAACACAAGGUAAGUGCCUUUUAUACAAGUGUGUUAUCCCUUCCCAGGAAAUACCAGGCUAGGCUAGAAAAUAUCAUGCUCACAGCUAUGAUCACAUCUCCGCUUUUGAGUAAAUAUGGCAUCUCAGAAGUUUUGAAGGUAAUCAAGGAUGAUCUGCAGCACAUGUGGACUGAUGGACUCACUAUCAAGUGCAAAGAGUUUGAGGGUAGGGUCAAACCCUACUUAUUCCAAGUUGUAGGGGACAAUCUUGGCAUUCAUGCCAUGCUGGGAUGUACAACCUGUUUCCGUGCCAACUAUUACUGUAGAUUCUGUAGAGGCCAUCGCUCGUUGCUUCAGAAACAGCCAAAAGAGGAUGCCCAAUAUCUCCGUGAUGAAAUAAACUAUGAUACAGAUCUUCAAAAGCCCUUGUCAGAAUCUGGCUUGAAGCAUGCAACAGUUUUGAAUGAAUUGCCUUACUACCAUUCCACCCAAAACUUAUGUCCAGAUGUAAUGCAUGAUUUUACAGAGGGAGUCUUGCCCCUGGAAAUGCACCUUGUUUUGAGUAAACUUGUUCAGAAGGGUUUCAUAACACUGGAUGAGGUGAACAGUAGAAUAUCCUCAUUCAAUUUUGGCUUUGUGGACCGCAAAAACAGACCAAGCCCAAUCAGGCAGGCAUCACUGAAGAAUCCAUAUUCUGCCAGUGGACAGACAUCAGCACAGAUGACGUGCCUUGCAUACAACAUCCCUCUCAUGUUAGGAGACAAGAUUGAUGAGAUGUGUGAUGAGUGGGAACUCUUACUGUCAAUCAUUGACAUCUUCAAAAUCAUUAUGAGUCCCAGUAUCAGUAAGUCUGCCAUCUAUGUCCUGAAGGCAAUGAUUGAUGAUCACCACAGGCUCUUCAUGCAGCUCUUCCCUGAAGCUAGUCUAACUCCGAAGCAGCACUUUCUUGUGCAUUACCCACGUGCACUGAAACACCUUGGGCCACUGACCCAGUAUUCAGCAUUGCGUUUUGAAGCAAUGCACAGACCUUUCAAGCAGAUUGCCAGUGUAUCUUGCAACUACCAAAACAUUGUCAAAACAUUGGCUAACAGAUACCAAAUGGCACGGUGCUACAGGUCAGUAUCAAAUCAGUCACUGGAUAGCCAAGAUAUCAAUGUGUCACAGCAAGCUGCAGCAAUGCUUGGUGAUCUACUUGAUGAUGAGGCACUUUGCAAAAAAAUUAACUGUGGAAGGGGAACCGAAGUUACAGUUGCUGGGAAAGUGGACAUUCAUGGAUAUGAGUUCCGGGCAGGUGUUGAUGUACUUCUAUAUUGGACUGAUGAUGAUGGACCCACGUUUGGACGUGUUCAGCAUAUUGUAGUGGUGCAAGAAAAGUUGUAUCUGCUCCUUCGGCUGUAUCAGACCUUGUACUUCAACAGACAUGUUGAAGCAUUUGCAGUACAGGUGGGCAGAGAGGAAUCACAAGCUGCUGUUGAAUGGUGUGACCUGUUUGAUCACAGGCCAGUCAAUGCUGUCCAGUCCUAUAGUGGAAGAGGGCGCUGCUUGUAUAUUGUGGUGCACCAUUCAUUCAUCUAGGAACAAGAAGUAUCAUGCUGCAAAUCAACAAAGCAUGGAACAAGCAUCAACGUCGACAAGAAGCCCAUCAGUGUUCUCCUUAGAUGACUGCUCAGAUCUCUCUUGUGUAACAGGAAGUGAGUGGAGUCCCAGACAAAGCCCUUCCCAGCCCAGUUUGGAUACGCCACUUUACGACUCCCCAGAAUCCAAGAGUCCUGAUCAACAUCCUCCCCUGAAACGGGUCAAGAAAGUGCAUUUCAACAUUGCUUGUAUAUUGAGAGAGACCACCAUGGGAAGAGCAGCAUUAAGGAACAUCAAUGCUACAAAUCUCUGCAGCAAAAGGGACCGGCAUACUGUUGUGGAUAUGUUGACUCAGUACCUGAUACGGGAGUAUGGUACCAAGCCAAGCUCAUUUGUGAAGGCAUCAAUGGCCCAUGCCAUUGUGACAAGCUUUCCUUUCUUAAAAGAUCCAGAAUCUCCACUUGGCUAUGAGGCCUGGUACUGCGUGGGGGCCAAGGGACGGCCAGCAACAGGCUACCUGGAGGAGCAUCUGAGGUAUGUCAGAAAAAAGGAGAAGUCCCUGAGGGUACCAGUAGCUGAAGACGAGGCAGAGUCUCAAAAGCAAGGAGAUACCGAUCUUGAGUCUGUGAACGAUGAUAACAUCACGACAAUGGAAGAAUGGCUGCGUAACAACAAGGAGCCAGAGGACAUGGUGAAGGACUACAUGAAACAAACAGCAACAAAAAGACAUGACUGGAUCAAGAGAAGUGACUGUUGUGUGAAGAACAUUCUUACCACAUAUCCCAGACUUCUCGAUGCUGGAAUGAUUGAAGGAGAUUUUGCAGAAUUGUUCCCAGAGAAAGCAAACGCACUGUACCAGAAGUGGCCCACAUUCUGUAACAAAGUAGUGGACUUCACCGAGAAAACUGGCAACUGGAGAAGUGCAAGAGCCGAAUUCGAAAACAUUCAUGACCCUGGGAAACUCAGUCUUGAGGAAAAGAGCAAUCUUGGAUUCUACAUGCUCCCAGUCUUGUUCCGAGGAAGGAAAGAUUCCAAGAGAGGAACGUACACCACUGCAGAAACAUUGUCGUCCUUCAUUGACGUUCAACCAGAGGUUCUCGACAUCCAGACUUAUGUUGAUAACAUUGAUGAAGCAGUCAGGUCACAGCCAUUUGUUGUUGUGCGUGGGAACAUUCUCACACCAAUACAGGCGUACGUCGUAGUAGAGAGGAGGAUACUUCCUGCCGCAACACUGCUUAAAGCAGUCGACUUGUGCUUUAAGGCACUUUAUGUGAUGGAUAUCGAAUAUCAGCCGCAAAGCUGUUCUGUUUGGAAAUUUCUCCAGAUUGUGGUGUUCCAGUUUACCGAUGGGGAGCAUCUUACACCAAAGCUGCGGGAGGUCCGAGCCUUCAUGAACAUGCCAUAAGCCAUCAUGAUGUGUUCACGCCAAGGAUGAUUACUGGUGAUAUAUUUCCUACAGAUGAAACUGACACAUCAUCGUUUAGCACAUUUUGGCUACUUGAACCAGUUUAUUUUGGGAGAAAAAAAACUGGAAAAAAGUAUUAUUUUGGACAAAAUAACCUUAAAGACAAACUGUUAUGAGUUGGAUUCAGCACAUUAUUUUACAUAAUUUAGACAUGUUUGUGUAAGACUGAAGAUUUGAGGGUGGGGUGAGGAUCGCUGAAUAAUAUUAAAAAAAAGAGUGAAUUUAUACACAGCAGAAGUCUUUGUGUACAUUUUAAAAAUGAUAAAGGCCUAAUUGUUUUAUCCCAAUCAUUGCUUAACAUCCCCACCUUGAAAGUUUAAGAAAACAAAUGAAUAUAUGCCAAGUAUAAAUACAAAACAUAUUAUUGGCUAUAAAUCUUUUGCACUGGCGUAUACAAAUGCUUAUCGUGUUUGGUCUUAAUCCCAAGAGUACUGUUUCAUAACUCGUACAUCAAAAUGAUAUAUUUCUUCAUAAAACAUGAGCUAUGAUAUUUUCUGCGUUUAAAAAAGCAAGUGGGGUAUAUGAUUGUAAAUUACAUAUACCAUUAAUUUUCAUGUAAUGUGUAUCGUCCAUUGACCCUACGCUGAACUCUCUGCUGAAUGGACUGCAUGCAUUAAUUUACAUCGCGCAAAGCAGAAGUAGAGAAGUCAACAUUUUUAUCUACAUUUUGCAAAAUUGUAUUGAUAUUAUUGAUAAUAUCAAUAAAAUCAAUCAAACUGAGUAUAGCAGGUAGGGUCAAUUGAUUUUUGUUGUCUUUAAUCUAAUCAAAAAGUUAUAGUAGGCAGUGUGUAUCCUUGUUAUUUGAUCAGUACCUGUUCACCAUCACAGAUAGCCAAACUUUCAUGUGGUACUUCUGCACAUGUCAAAUAAUCUAGAGGGAUUUGAAUUUAUUUCCUCUUUUUUUUUACUUCAAAAAAAUGUGUUCAUGUGUAACACUCUAAGGCAGAGUAUUGGUGUGUCAGGAUAAAUGAACACUAUGCCACACCCACAAAAUAUAUAUGAUGCACAUAUUCAUGUAUGAAAUCAGAGUACAUGGAAUACAUACAGUGUACAUCAAAGUUGUCAUGCUGCACCAAACAGGGGCUAUAUUUGCAUUUACUUUUUUUAAAAGGUUGUAUUUUUUUCACCAAAAAUUGUAAUGUUGUAGUUGAUGUUAACAAGUUUUGUUUUUACGUUUCUGAUGAAAACAACAACAUGUGUUUACUGUGUAUGUUAUUUGUGUUUCAGUUAAGCAAUUAUUACCCUUUAGAUGAGAAAAAGAGUUGAGCCAAUAGAUGUUAUGGAAAAAAUGUUGAGCAAUGAUUAUCCAACAGACGAAUUAAAGAGUUGGGCAAAUGGA
This is a messenger RNA of Strongylocentrotus purpuratus (purple sea urchin), 5652 nucleotides long. RefSeq lists its product as uncharacterized. The transcript is spliced from 8 exons. NCBI's taxonomy places the organism in Eukaryota, Metazoa, Echinodermata, Echinoidea, Camarodonta, Strongylocentrotidae. The record is from RefSeq and is a predicted model, not a curated record. Bases 2694 to 4253 code for a protein of 519 amino acids.